Messenger RNA from Tricharina praecox, 1121 nucleotides. RefSeq names its product Prefoldin. The coding region runs from base 354 to 722 and encodes 122 amino acids. Gene Ontology annotation, biological process: protein folding; chaperone-mediated protein complex assembly. Gene Ontology annotation, molecular function: protein-folding chaperone binding. The transcript has 4 exons. NCBI's taxonomy places the organism in Eukaryota, Fungi, Ascomycota, Pezizomycetes, Pezizales, Pyronemataceae. Gene Ontology annotation, cellular component: cytoplasm; prefoldin complex. The record is from RefSeq and is a predicted model, not a curated record.
AAUGGGAAACCUGGCAGUUGAAGCGUCAUGUCAGCGAGUCUCCGUAGGGAUAGCAUAUAUACUCUAGAUAGUCCACACAUGGUACGUACCCCAAAUGUGCAGAAGGUACGUGGGUACGGUUGCAGUGUCUGUGUCGCGAGAUCUGUGUAAGGUUGUAGUUCGGCCGGUGGGAAGGUUGAUCAAAGGCAAGGUGCUUGUGGUGGGGAGGUUGUUCACCUGAUACGUUAGACUGAAAUGGUAGGUGCAGCAGCCAAAGCAAUCGAUACGCAUCAUGUCGCUUGGCAUCUUUGAGUAAGAUCCAACCAACCCCACGUCUGCCCCACCAUACACCCACGACCACCGAAAUUCGAAAAAUGGCCGACAGCCAGCUCUUGCAGAGCCUUUCCGAUGAAUUUCAAGCGCUCCAGAAAGACCUGAGUACCGUGGUUGAGGCGCGUCAGAAACUCGAGUCGCAAUUGCAGGAAAACCAGUCCGUGCAGAAAGAGUUCAGCGGGCUGGAAGACGAUGCCAACAUCUACAAGCUGGUUGGCCCGGUGCUUCUGAAGCAGGACAAAGCGGAGGCCGUCAUGAACGUUGACAAGCGUUUGGAAUAUAUCCAGUCGGAGAUAAAACGGAUCGAAGGCCAGAUUAAGGAUAUCGGCGACAAGCAGGACAAGAAGAAGAUGGAGAUCAUGCAGGUGCAGCAACAGCUUCAGCAAGCGGCAGAAGCGGCGCAGGGAUGAUGUGCGAUUCAUGGCGAUACCAAAAUAUCUUGUAGAAGACGUUCUAUGCUCGUGGCACCGCACACGGGAUAUGCUCGUAAUAGAACAGUCCACCUCAAUCACUACAAGGCACCCUACAGAUGCAGCCAUGAUAUAACACCCAUUACCCAGUUUUAUUCGACUCCUGCGCAGCUACUCCUCCCUGCUCCUGCUCUUCUUCUUCUUCUUCUUCUUCUCCCCAUCCCCAGAAGACUUUUGUCGCUUCUUUUUCCGUUCCGGCGAUCCCUCCUCCACGUGGGUCUCUCCUGCCCCGUCCACAUCCAUUGCAUCCUCUGCAGCCAUAUCCACAUCAUCCACAGACCCGAAAGGUCGGAAUCGCAUCCGUAGACCCUCAGGCUGCAGGCGAACGGGUUGCCUUUC